Hyaloscypha bicolor E is the source of this 2035-nucleotide messenger RNA. RefSeq lists its product as uncharacterized. The coding region runs from base 441 to 1808 and encodes 455 amino acids. The transcript has 8 exons. The record is from RefSeq and is a predicted model, not a curated record. Lineage: Eukaryota; Fungi; Ascomycota; Leotiomycetes; Helotiales; Hyaloscyphaceae.
AUCUCUUGCUUGAUUUGUAAAUAAUUCACUCAAUUCAUUCAAGGUUCGCAGUGGAAAGACGGACUUGAAAACGAAUGCGAGCUCCCAGUCGUUCCACCUCGGCAGUAAAAAUGCAGCAUAGCUAAUGGACGUAAAUACCGUCCCCACCUGUUCGUCCCCUCAGUCGAUGCUCCACGCGUUUAAAUAUAUCUCUAUCUCAAUAAAGCUUUAGUACAUAAAUUCUGCAUUCCAAAGUAUGGAUAUGAAAAGUGGUUCGCUUUCUGAUUGGGAUGGGUCAUCACUCGUCAGCGAAAUUGAUGAAGACUUUGCAGACACAUUCUGUCCGCUCCAUGAAGAUUCCAAGUUGGAGAUCACGAGUUUUCAAUCCAACUUACCCGGCACUGAUUCAACGAAGGGAGAGCACAAUCAACGGCGAUUGAUUAACACUGUCGUUGGGCUAGAUGACUUUGUUGUACGCUCAACCGGAUGCAUGUCAAAUAUUCAGCAUCUACCAAAAGAACUCUUAUAGCAGGCUCUAUAUUACGUAUGACCUUUUUGAGUGGCUACUCUCUGCGUUCUCGAUGUUCCCCGCCAUCUGGGACUUUGUUCUCCCAUUCCGUUUCCAAACCGGAGAGUCCGCCGAUGUUGGAAGCCCACCUUUCAAGUUUGGCAAUAUUGAGUCUGUUUUCCCUGAAACCCCAAAAGGCGGCUCGUGGGAACUGGCCUACAGCUUUCGCUAUGUUGUUCGGAAUCAACGCGAAAAACAGCUCGAAUCGUAUCCUGAUUAUGAUCCCUGGUCAAUCAGGCAAACAGCUGUCUACCAACAGUACCAGCGCAGUAAUGACAAAAUGAUCUUCGUUCUAAUAGCUCCUUCAGACCCUGCGAGACAGAGUUUAGAAGCAGCCAUUGGUCAGGCGAAAGACAGCGGGAAGGAAUUGAAUGCCUUUGAGCUUCACGGAGGAUUGAUUUCGACCUUGCAAGAUAAUUGGAGGCUAUACAUAAGAGGACUUGAGCAAGUAUUGAAAGAUCAGUCAGACCGUGUGACGUUGGCCCAAGUUCAAAGCGCGGAAGAACCGCUCUCUCCACUUCCAGACCUGGUUCUCAACUUUCUUGACAGACAACGAAUAAAAAGGGUAGAGGAUAAGAUUCUGGACCUUGAAGUCAUCUUCGGCUCACUUCUUGAUACUCUUUCCAAACUUCAACGACAAUCUCGUCGCUUUUGCCUUUGCCAAGGUCAUAAAAACUGCACAUGCUCUCUCAUAAUCGAGGAGCUUGAGGAGCAGAUGAAAGAAGUUCAAUUGAACACAAAAAGAGCAGGGAUUUUGCACAAGCGAGUGCAAGGUGUUGCUCAGAUUCUUUCCGACCUACUCGAAUAUGAGAAUGCAAAAUCUCUCAGUGGCCUCAUGCAGGAAACAAGAAAUGAACAUGGCAAAGUACGAAUAUUGACAGAGAAAAGCACACAUGAUGCUGCAGCAGUUAAGAUCCUCACAAUAAUUACGCUCAUAUAUUUGCCUAUCACCGUUGUUUCUGGCUUCUUCUCCACUCAACUUGUACAUGUUGAUGAUAAUGGUACCAUUUCAAUCGCUAAAGAUGCCUGGUGGAUUGCCGUGGUUACUGUUCCUCUCACUGCUGCUACGCUUCUCGCGUGGCAGUUGUGGUUGUACUCAUCGAACAAGCGAGACAGCAAACAGAAAGGUGGACCGAUCUUUGAGAAAGCCUUCAGUCACAACUCCCUAUGGUCCAGGGUUAAGAUGCGUGAAAGGCUGAGAUGGUUUUGGGGGCAGUUUUCAGGGGCUCGAAAUCGCCAGCGAAGACGAACGGAGGUAUAGUGAUUGGCAUGCUAAGAAGAUCAUGCUCCAUCUCGGAAGAACGAGUAUUAGAUUUGAGGGUUUGGAUAGCUUUAGACAUAUUUUUGGACAUGUACUGUAUCAGAAGCUUUUCAUUCAUCCCAAGGUAGGAUAGCAGAUCAAAGGCAACCGAGUCAUAAGCCAGUGAACAGGGUUGUAUAUUGGGUCUUUGAACCAGACGCAGUGCCGGGCAGAUGUGAUAGGCAACA